This is a messenger RNA of Rhinichthys klamathensis goyatoka, 2408 nucleotides long. It is a transcript of the gene cblb, whose product is annotated as Cbl proto-oncogene B, E3 ubiquitin protein ligase. Gene Ontology annotation, biological process: negative regulation of epidermal growth factor-activated receptor activity; signal transduction. Gene Ontology annotation, cellular component: membrane raft; plasma membrane. Gene Ontology annotation, molecular function: ubiquitin protein ligase activity; phosphotyrosine residue binding; SH3 domain binding. The transcript is spliced from 14 exons. Lineage: Eukaryota; Metazoa; Chordata; Actinopteri; Cypriniformes; Leuciscidae. The record is from RefSeq and is a predicted model, not a curated record. Bases 79 to 2139 code for a protein of 686 amino acids.
AUACUUUUCUCUUCCCUGUAGCCAUGGGGCUCAAUCCUGAGGAACUGGAACUUCCUGGCAGUCACGCACCCAGGCUACAUGGCCUUCCUGACGUAUGAUGAAGUGAAGGCCCGUCUGCAGAAGUACAUCAACAAACCUGGCAGCUACAUCUUCAGACUGAGUUGUACGCGGUUAGGCCAGUGGGCCAUUGGCUACGUCACCAGCGACGGCAACAUACUGCAGACCAUCCCACAUAACAAGCCACUGUUUCAGGCGCUCAUCGAUGGAUGCAGAGAAGGCUUUUAUUUGUUUCCAGAUGGGCGCAGUUAUAACCCAGAUCUCACCGGCUUGUGUGAACCCACCCCACACGACCACAUUAAGGUCACACAGGAACAGUAUGAGUUGUACUGUGAAAUGGGCUCUACGUUUCAGCUGUGUAAGAUCUGCGCCGAAAACGAUAAAGAUGUAAAGAUUGAGCCAUGUGGCCACCUCAUGUGCACUUCCUGUUUGACAUCAUGGCAGGAUUCCGACGGUCAGGGUUGCCCGUUCUGUCGCUGCGAGAUCAAAGGGACUGAGCCCAUCAUUGUGGAUCCGUUUGACCCACGCAAUGAAGGAGCCAAGUGCUUCUUCCUGGACCACUUCAACUCCCCUAUGCUGGACAUGGAUGACGAUGAUGACAGAGAGGAAUCAUUGGUCAUAGACCACAUCAGGAAGUCGAUGGACAUCCAGAACUCGCCGAUAAUGUCUCCGAACUCAUCCCCUGUGUGUGAACGCCGGAAAACCGCUGCAGAUCACAUGGGCCCGCACUUGAACAUUCCACCCGUACCACCCCGCCUUGAUCUCAUCCGUUCUCCCGCUCCCAGCCCCACAGGCUCACCCAAGUCAUCUCCAGGUAUGUCCAGAAAACAGGACAAGCCCCUUCCAGCCCCUCCACCCCCACAGAGAGACCCCCCUCCUCCUCCUCCACCAGAACGCCCACCUCACAUCCCUCAAGAGGGUCGGGCCGCCUGGCUCAUCACUCCUUCGUCUGGCCUUCCCAGGGACCCUAGAGCGCCCCUGGAGGCCUGGAGUCCUAAAGACAGCACUGCUCUGUCAGACUGCAAGACUUCUGCUGCAGACCGCUCCCCCAAACUCGCCCACGCCGCCCCUGCGCACAUCAACGGGAGACCCCUCAGCUGCUCCGGUGCCGACUUGGGGUUGAACCGGACCGGCCACAGACUGAAUGCGCAGUCAGAGUGUAGUAAGUCUUUCAUCAACGGUCUGUUACCUGGUGAUGAGUAUGAUGUCCCUCCUCUGCGUCACUCCCCUCCCUCUUUGGACCACAACCAGAGACACACCAAGCCCUUCACAAGCCACCGGAGUCUGACGGAGAGAGUGGAGGACGAGUAUCAGAUUCCAUCCUCGCAUCCCGUCUGUAUCACACAGCCACCCGUCUGCAUCCCCUUCCGCAUCCCCAACAGGACUUUAGAAAACGGCUUGUCGGAUCUCUCCACAGAAUUAAAGAAACAUAAACCUCCAGAGCAUGGUGGGUUUGACUCUGGUUCAUUGAUUUCGGGUGUGGCUCACACCACACAGUGCCCCCUCCACAACAGGACGCCCUCAGACUACGACAUUCUACUGCCCCCUCAAGCGUCUCCAAUGGAAGACCCGUUCAACUCUCUUCCUCCGUCCCAGCCUCCUCCUCCUCCCCCCAUCAGAAACAGUUUCACAGAACCCUCGUCCUCCUCACCCUACCCCAGACCUGCCCGCCCCUCGUCUGGACACGACCACUUUCUGCUCAGCCCAGACACGUUCAUAGACACAUUGAUUAACUCGGCUCCUAAUCCCCCCGUGCGGAGACUAACCGGAGACAACAUGAAGAAGCCGUUCAGGGCUCCUCAAGACUACGAUCAACUGCCGCCCACCUCAGUGGCCGUAGAUUGCUUCAGGGCACCUGAGAGACCUCCUAAACCACUUCCCAGGAUCUUCCCGCCAGACAUCCACAGAAGACCGCACGAAUCGUCCCGGGAGAAUGUAGACGCCAAGAUCGCCAAGCUGAUGGGCGAGGGCUACUCAUUCGAAGAUGUGAAACGAGCGCUGAUGAUCGCGCAGAACAAAGUGGACGUGGCACGGAACAUUUUGCGGGAGUUUGCGCUAGUCGCCCCCAGGCAGGGCCCGUAACCCACGCUGAUAAAAUUUCAAACUACGACUGACUUUUGAGUGUACAAACCGCAGGCUGUCUUCCGCUUGCUUUCGUUUAGCGCACCCGGCAAACAAGACGAAAAUGUGCUUUUUUCGCCAAAAGGAUUGUUGCGUUUGUAACGACAGGAUCCUAUGAAAAAAAAAGCCUUGUGUUUACAGUGACGUGGCUUAUCUGCAGUACUCAGGUCAUCGUCAUUACAGCUCGGGAUGUUCAAGAGUGGAAUUGAAAUCGAAUUUUUCAUAUUUGG